UUCGCGCUCAAUCUUGAAUUUAUCAGACGUGUUAAAAAUACUUCAGCGAUAAUAUUUCUAAAUAUCGUUCAUCAACUGUUGAGCAGUAAAUUACCAAAAAUAUUUCAAAUAUUUUUAUUAAGUAUUUGAUAAGCAAGUGUUUUAAUUGACGAGCGAUUGACUUCUCUUUUUCUAGACUUUAACCCGUAAAACGACAAUUUUCGAUUCGGAGUUAACUCCUACAGUCAAUUGCCGGUUAAUUUAUGUUUGCAACGUUAGCUAAGCUUCUCAUUUGAUUUGUGGGAAGACAUUAAACUGCGAUAAUCAGCUUCAAACUGUGUCAGCAAUCAAUUUUACUUUAUUUAUUUUUCUUACUUACUCAAAGUGUGUGAAAGAUAAGCAAAUUUGUCGAUCAACCUAUUUGAAUUAUCUAAGCAUUUAGAAAGAAAAUAUUUAGGAAACCGAAGAAGAAAAUUGUUUCCUAAUAACUUUUGUGAAAGUGGAAAAAAAAUCUCCUCGUUUAAUAAUUAGUGAAACGUUUGUGAAAUUUCAUUACAAAACAGACAGAAAAAAAAUUGUCGCUUUCAAAUAUUCGAAGAAAAAUUAUAAAUAGCCGGAAAAAUAUUUUCCUUCAUCUCACUUCAACAAGGAAAGAUUUGUCGUCAUCGUUGGAAAAUUAAUUGUGGAAAAUGAGUGAGGAACAAGCGAAAUUAGAUGCAAAUAAACAAGCAACAAGUCCUGAUGAUUGUGAUGAUUUAAGUCCAAUGCCACCAACAUCAGUACCACCUGUGAGACGGCGAGGCGCUUUCUCAGCCGAACCAGUAACCGAAGAAGAUGCCACUAGUUAUGUUAAGAAAGUUGUACCAAAAGACUACAAAACAAUGGCUGCCCUCUCAAAAGCCAUCGGCAAGAACGUUCUCUUCUCCCAUCUAGAUGAAAACGAAAGAUCGGAUAUCUUUGAUGCAAUGUUUCCGGUUAAUUGUCUAUCCGGCGAAUCUAUUAUUCAACAAGGAGAUGAGGGCGACAACUUUUAUGUAAUCGACCAAGGCGAAGUUGAGGUUUUCGUGAACUCAGAAUUAGUGACAACAAUCGGCGAAGGUGGAAGCUUUGGAGAGCUUGCACUUAUUUAUGGAACGCCUCGUGCUGCAACAGUUCGUGCCAAGACAGACGUAAAACUGUGGGGAAUCGAUCGUGAUUCCUAUCGUAGAAUAUUGAUGGGUUCAACAAUUCGCAAACGUAAAAUGUACGACGAGUUCUUGUCACGUGUGUCGAUUCUGGAGAGUUUAGAUAAGUGGGAGCGUUUAACUGUUGCUGAUGCUCUUGAAACGAAUGAAGAAGCAUCGGAAGUUGGUCGUCUUGGACCAUCAGAUUACUUUGGUGAAAUCGCUCUCCUCUUGGAUCGUCCACGUGCUGCCACUGUCAUUGCACGUUCUCCACUAAAAUGUGUCAAACUGGAUCGUGCCAGAUUCGAACGCGUUCUCGGUCUCUGUGCGGACAUUCUCAAACGCAAUAUCACUCAAUACAACAGCUUCGUAUCAUUAUCGGUUUAAGUGAGAUGACAUUUCAUCACAGGUCGAGUCAUUGGUGAAUUCCAUGAAUCGUCACAAUCUAAAGUUUAUUUUUUCUUCUCUUCUUCUUAUAACGUAAUAAGUUUCAUGAUUUUUUUAUUCAUUGUUUAACUUUAUUUAUUUUUGUGAAGAAAUGAAAAGAGAAUUAGGAAAAGAAAGAGAAAAAAAAGGAUGUUUUGUUGAAAACAGAUGAUGAUGACAACGAUUCGGUAUUCAUAGCGAAAACUUUUUAAUGUCUUCAAGGUUAUUAAUUCGUUUUUAUUUUACUCUAACGCUCUAACUGGAAUAUCGCUUAAUUAACUCGAAUAUAACGAGAUAAAGGAAACUUUCUGUUAUGUUCUUUUGAAUUUGCGUGUAAUUUAUUUGAGUUUGAGCUUUUGGAGACUUUACGGAAUCGAGUCAAGUCGACGUCGUUGAGACGAUAACGAAAAACUUUUCCUUAAUUUUUCUUUUUAUUUAAUUUAUUUUAUUUUUUGAAAAUAACAGAAAAUGUGCUUGAAAACAUUUUGAAAUUGCUCAAAGUGGAAUGAUAAAGUGAAACGAGAGGAAAAAGUGUCUUUUCAAACUGAUGUUUAUGACAUUUCAGGAAGUUGCUUACGAUGAAAACAGAUUGGAACGAUAACAAAUAUUAAAAAUAAGAAAGAAAUUGACAGUCGUGUUAUGGAAAUGAUUUUUCCUUAAAUUGAUUUUUCUCUCAUUUCAUCAAAAAAAUAUUUUCAUGGGCCAAUUUUUGUUCAUGUUGACAAAGUAAGAAAAAAAGAAGAAGAAAACUUACAAUAAAAAAAAUAAAACUUAUGAAUGGAAAAAAGUGUAAUUAAUUAAAUAAUUUUAAUUGUCAAAACAAAAGCGCCAACAAAGCGGUGGAAAUUUAAUGUCUUUGAAAAUGAGAAAGUCAUUUUCCUGGUGAGCGUUUUUACAUAAAUUGCGUAUCAUCAUUCAUCAGUAGAUUGUUGAUAAAUUUAGAAACUUUAGAGCAAGUAGAGUUUGAUUUAAAAGGGAAACAAAAAGAUUGAUAGAAGAAAAUGUGACGGAAUUUAUGAUCAACAUCACCAGAAAAAUUCCUGAAUAUAAAUCUUGUUGUAAAAUCUUAUUCUACUCGAAGGAUAUUUAUGGUUAACAAGAGAAAAAGAUAAAUAAGACGAUUAUGUAAAUGUUUUAACAAAACAAAAAAAGGGAAAAAAAUUUGUUUACAAAAAAAAAGUUGACUUCAAGUCUUGAGAGAUUUGUAAGUUGUUAAAACAAGACGACUAAAGAAAUUAGUGAAGAAGAAUAGAAAAGCAGUCACAACUAUGCGAAUUUCUAUGGAACAAUGCAGGAAAAAAGCUAACAAGCUGUCUUUUUUGAAACUUGAUAAAGAAAAAAUCAAUCAAAAAAAAAUUCUCUUUGGUUUUUGUGAAAAAUUUUCAUUGACUUCUUCAAUCCUUUUUCUAUUGAGUGAAUACAAGGACAUUUUCCCUCGAUCCUUUUUAGAAGAAUUUAGCAACAAAAAAAUAAAAAAGAAACGUUUAAUUUAUGGGCUGGAUCCAUUAAGUUCAUCAGACUUCCACUUUAUCACUUCAUGAUGUUUUCUGAUUUAUCAUAUUAGAGUGUCGUUGUUGUGUCAAAAAGUUUUAAACUUCUGAAGCAUUUUAUGCUGAAAUUUAUCAACAGAAGUUGGUUACAUAUUUUCUGACGCAAUUUCACAAUCAUCAACAUUUUUACUAAUCCUUAGUGGAAGAGUUUUAUGACCUUUUGAAUAUCGAGAAAUGAUGUUUAUUUAAUAAAGCCGUGAUUGUUUAGAAAACGGUGUGAAUGGAGAAUCCUAAUAAUUAUUCAGCAACUUAAAUUAAUUAAUCCUAUUUGUAGCCGGUCUAUAGAGAAAAGAAUAUCAAGAUAAAAACCGCCCACAUUUAUUGUGAGGACUAAACUGUGUGAAGCUCGCUUUAGGUUAAUUUAAUUAAUCAUCAAUGAAUUAAUUUUGAAUUUAAGAUAAGCGAGAGACCGUUUUCAUUUCGCCCUUUCAAAUCAUUUUCUUACAAAACAAAAACUUUACAAUGCAAGCAAAAUUUUAAACGAAGGAUUGAUGAGAAUAAAAAAGAUUUGGAUUGGGUGGGUGGGUGUGUGUUUGGAAUAAAAAGAAGCUUAAAUAAAUAAAGUUCUAACUUUUUCAACAUUUUCAUAACAUGAAACGAUCUGAGACAAAUUCUUUGACAAGCUCUUUGGAUUAUUGUACCUUUUAUCUAAACUUUUCUUUUGAAAUCUGUCACUACAACAUUCACCCACUCACCUUAAGCUCAUCAACCUUAAUCGCCAAACUAAAAAGAAAGAAACUUUCUUCCUCACAUUUAAAUACCUUUAGAACGGAAGGCAACGAUGCAUUCAAGUUUCUCGUCUCUUUUUUUCUUUGUAAAUUUCUAUUUAUAAAAAUUGUGGAUGAUGCAUGUAUAUACAAGUAACACAUAACACAUACACACACAGAAAAAAUACGGAAAAAAACAAAAAAAUUGGAUAAUAAACAUGAUGAUGUAAAUUAUGACAAAAAAAUGUUUUAUU
Clunio marinus is the source of this 4079-nucleotide messenger RNA. The record is from the annotation of a GenBank genome assembly. NCBI's taxonomy places the organism in Eukaryota, Metazoa, Arthropoda, Insecta, Diptera, Chironomidae.